AUGAAUGCUGACUUUAAGAAUACCUUCGAAGCUCUUCAUAGUAAGGUGAAACUAGUGAACGACUUCUCAUCUGGAAAGAAACUGAAGUCUGAAGGUUUCGACAAAGAGUUAAGAGAAGUAGCACAAAAUAUGACGAAAAUAACAGAUGCUGCAACGAGACAGGCAGUUCAAAGUGCCUAUGACGCCGUUAGAGCAACUGUUGUGGAAAGUCAAGAAAAAGAGUUACAACAGACCAAAACAGACCUAGUAAAUGCUUUCUUAAAAAUGAAAAGUCAGGUAGGACAUUAUGCUGCAGAUGGAACAUAUGUGCCAGCUGGUGGAACUUAUAUACCACCAAACCCUCCAAGAGAAGCACCUGCACCAGGACUACCUAAAACAUUUACAUCGUCACAUGGACACAGACACAGGCAUGCACCAAAACCAACACAACAACCAACAGUUCAAAAUCCAGCACCUGCACCACAACCAAAACCAACAGUUCAAAACCCUGCACAACAACCAACAGUUCAAAAUCCAGCACCUGCACCACAACCAAAACCAGCACAACAACCACCUCCACAACCAGCACAGCAACCAACAGUUCAAAACCCUGCACAACAACAACCACAAACAGAGCAAGGACAUAAAAGAAGUAGAGAAAAAGGAAACCAAGAAUUCUUAAAAAUGCUUAAGGAAGAUUAUGGUUACCCAGAUACUCUUGACUUUAGUGACAGAUAUAAAGAAGCUAUUAGAAAGUUCAAGGAAGGAAAUACUGACCCGAACCUAUUUAGCUUUAUGGUUCAGCAUAAAAUCGGAUAUAAUCUCAAACCUGGAAAAUACAAGCUCGCUAAGGGAUAUGAUUUAAUAGCAUAUCAUCCAAAUGACAUGAAUGAAUUUACUCCGAGAUAUUUGAUGUCAGAGCUAAAUGAUAAUUCAACUCUCUUCAUGAAACGCGUAAAAAAUAGAGACGGAACGAAAGAAGAAAGGUUUAUGA
This is a messenger RNA of Trichomonas vaginalis G3, 973 nucleotides long. Its product is annotated as protein of unknown function, DUF4106 family. Lineage: Eukaryota; Parabasalia; Trichomonadida; Trichomonadidae. The record is from RefSeq and is a predicted model, not a curated record. The annotation marks the transcript as partial. The transcript has a single exon.